Messenger RNA from Ciona intestinalis (vase tunicate), 4285 nucleotides. NCBI's taxonomy places the organism in Eukaryota, Metazoa, Chordata, Ascidiacea, Phlebobranchia, Cionidae. The record is from RefSeq and is a predicted model, not a curated record.
AGCAUAAGUGUUACCGUUACAUUAGGCUGUAGAUGGUAUGUCAUUAGAUACUUUCACAUCGCCUGCUCCUAGAAAUAGAAGAGUAUCUCGUUUAUCAUCUGGUAACAAAGUCCGAUCAGCAUUUAAGUCUCCUCUGCGUUCGCCAGCAGCUUCCGGACCCCCUGGUUCUUCUACAACCUGCUCGCCACUCAGCUCUUUGAUUUCUCCAAUUGCAGAAAGAAGAGGAACAUUCUCACAAAAAAGGAGAAGACCUUCAUUGGCGUUUAAUUCGUCAUUGAAGGUGAAAAGUCCCAAAGUUGAAGUUACAGAGCAGGACAUCUUAGAGCUAGAAGCAAAAAUUACUAUUCAGUUAAAGGAGAUAAAUGAUCUUGAAACAGAGGAAGGAAUAAAGGAGGAAGAUUUGAACAUCCAUAUCGAUAAGUUGCACGAGUACAACGAGGUUAAAGACGCCGCACAACUUGUAAUUGGUCGUUUAGCAUUGCAGCUACAAACCACCACACGACAGCUCUACCCAAAGUUUGGGCUGAACUUUGAAGAUUAAAACAAUUAUCUUGGUACAGGAAGGGGCAUCAUUAUCAUGGAGGAUCAACAUGACUUUGAAAGUUUUGUAACUGGUUUUAAAUCAAAAUUCAACGUCGGGUUUGACUUGGAUGAAAUGUUUCAUAGUGUAGUAAGAGAGGGUCUGGACAAUUUAGGAUAUGACCUGAACCUUGAUGAUACAUUUGAAGACUCUCAUAAAAUAUUGGACAAUGUAAUCACAGGGCUUCCUAAAGUUCAAAGCAUCUUAAACAACAUCGACCAAGAUUUGUCGGUUCUUGAAUCUGAAACUAAAAUAUUUGAUCGACAACUCAUGAAACUGAUGUCUCCUGACCCUGAGAUUAUAGAUGUGGAUGCCGAAGAUGAAAGAGAAGUUUUUAACUUUUCUGCUUCAAAUCCGAAAGUAGGAAGACCUGCCACAUCCAUGCCAAAUAUCUCAGUCAUACAUUCCACUUCGAGCAAAGCUGGUACCUCGAGUGCAGCUACGACUCUUGUCUCAGGCAAGACUACAAAGGAGGAACAACCAGUUAAAGCUGCAACUUCAGUUCCAAUUAAUGGCACACUUGGUGAAGAUUGUCUCUCUGUUGGUAUGAGGGUGCUUGCUUUCUGCAAAGAAGAAUGGAAAGAAGCGGUCAUCAUUGAUAUUUUAACAAAUAAAGGAAGGGCAAAGUACAAGGUUCGCUUUUUAUCCAAGCGUAAAACUUUUCUCCUAAUAAGUCAUCUGGCUUGUGUGGACACGUUUGAUACAUUUGGCAACCUGGCUAUUCCUGCUGGAUCAAGGGUUGCUGCAAAUUAUAAAACUGAAGGUAUAUAUUCUGGUGUAGUGGCGGAGGCUUCAGAUCGUAAAGUGAAUAGAAAUCGAUAUCUUAUAUUUUUUGACGACGGAUACGCAAUGUAUUGCAACCCACGCCAUGUGUAUCUUGUCUAUGGACCUCAGACCAACGUAUGGAUUUACAUAAGCCAUAAGCCAACAUCAGAUUAUAUAAGGGAUUAUCUCUCCACACCUGAACGUCCAAUAUUAACACUAAAAGAAGGACAAUCUUUAAAGGUUGAAUUUGAAGGUGAAUGGCACAAGGCAAGGUGCAUGAAGGUGGAUUGCAGCCUCGUUGAAGUUCUUUAUUUAUCCGAUAACAGCAAGGAAUGGAUAUACAGAGGCUCACUACGUUUGGAGCCUCUCUUCAGACAAGUACAUGGAUCACAAAUCAAAUCCGAGAAACAAGCAAACCCGAACAGGAUAGCUCGCGCACAUACUGGUAUGAGGAGGUCACACAUAGAAUAUGCCAUCAUAGAUUUAACACGAGAUGCCUCACCACCAGAUGAAACCAGAAAUGUUAAACCUGAAUCUCGUAUAGAGAAAAAGAAAAGUAUAGAAAAGAGUUGGGAAGCUCCUUGGAACCGAUCCCGAGAGCCAAGGAAACUCAGUGAUCAUCGAACUCCUCCUACUCGCCUCCCAAUGUCGUACACGGAGAUGCGAGGUGAUGUAGAUGUAGCGAGUAGGCUUGAACAAACUCUUAAUCAGUUGGAAGGGAAGCUUCAAGUGGAGGGGAGGGAUCGGGGUGACAGAAGCAGGAGUAGCGAGCCAACUAUGCAUUAUGCUGGGAAAGUUCGAGCUUCCAGAAAAUCUUCAGAUGACACGAGGCGACAGAAGUCUCCAUUAGUUGUACCAGAUGAUUGCAUUGAAAGGGAUAUAUCGAACCGUGUUGUAACUCGACAAUCUGCUUUGUAUGUUACACACAAGUGUAAUGAAUUUUGCGUUUUGCCUUUUAAAACACAAGAGUCCAAACUGCAUGGUAUAAACCCCCUGAUGAAACCCUUGGUAAUGGGAUGGACUCGUGAGAUAAAACACACCAAGCAAAUUAAAUAUCGGUCGGCUUACCAUGUGUGUUAUCGUGCACCUUGUGGAAAAACAUGCAGAAACAUGGCAGAUGUAAUGAGGUACAUAUUGGAAUGUCGAAUCAACGAGUUAGACAUCGAUCACUUUUGUUUCAACUAUAAAGUUCGAACACAAACCGACCCACUACCAAACCACGAUCACAAAUAUUAUUCAGCAGAUUAUUCAAAAGGUAAAGAAGACAUUCCAAUAAGUUGUGUCAAUGAAAUAACUAAUGAACCUCCUCCUAAAAUGCCAUACACAAAAGUUAGAGUGCCCGGAAAAGGAGUUAAAAUCAACACAUCUUCAAAUUUCAUGGUUUGCUGUGACUGUCCUGACAAUUGUAGAGACCGAUCUAAAUGUCCAUGUCAACAACUUACUGUGCAAGCCACCACAUGUUGCAGGGGGAGCAAGAUAAAAUCAGAUGCCGGAUAUAAAAACAAACGUUUGUUCUCGUUUCUACCAACAGGUGUCUAUGAAUGUAAUCCAAAGUGCAAAUGCAACAUGCAAUGUAGGAACAGACUUGUACAAAAGGGCCUUCAAUGUCGUCUCCAGCUUUUCAAAACGCACAAGAAAGGUUGGGGAGUUCGGUGUUUGGAUGACAUACCACAAGGAUCCUUCGUUUGUAUAUACACAGGCAAGAUACAAACUGAGGAAAAUGCGAAUCAGGAAGGUUUAUUGAAUGGUGAUGAAUAUCUGGCUGAACUCGACCAUAUUGAGGUUGCAGAGAAUGAGAAAGCUGAAUACAACGACGACGCUUCAAGUGGUUUUAACUCUGGUAGCGAUCAGAAUCCAUAUUCAAGUGAUGAUGAAUUUUAUUCAACUAAAGAUUUAAAAGACAGUGACUUUCCUGCAUCAUCAGAAGCUGUAGGUCCCAAUAAGGAACCUGGUGAAUGUGUUCGGGUGACACUGAAGCGUGAUAAUUCAUCAACAUGGCAAAUAUACCCCGAUAAUAAACCAGACGAGCAGGCCACUGACAAGAAGCUUGUAAAAAAUGCAAAACCCAUGUUUUCAGGAACAAGGAAGAAACUUGGCUACUCCAUCAACGUGUCCACCCCUCCAUCUGUCCUCACGGAAGAAGUAAGAAGAAGAAGAGCCAAACAGAUGGUUCCACGACAUAAUGUUGCCAAUGUUUCCGCAGAUUGGAAAAGUGCAGGAACUGGUAUGCAGAUACUGAACCUAAAUGAUGAAGACACGACUGAUACAGAUUCUGAUAACCCAGAUAUAAUGAACAGUUCAAUCAGGAAGGUUCCUACCGCAAGAAAAUCUACUGGUGGUUCCAAAACAAUGAGGGUCGUUCCAUCAGUGCUGCAGAACGAGGAAAGUAAUUCUGACAGUGAUGAAGAUAAACAGGUAGUGAACCCAACAAGAAGGAUGUUCGGCAAUGAUGGAGUGUUUAUUAUCGAUGCAAAACAAACUGGGAAUCUUGGCAGAUAUCUCAACCACUCAUGCAGUCCAAACCUGAUGGUACAGAACGUGUUUAUUGACACGCAUGACUUGCGUUUUCCAUGGGUGGCUUUCUUUACAAACAGCAUGGUACGUGCUGGGACCGAGCUGACCUGGGAUUACAACUAUGAGAUUGGGAGCGUUAGUGGGAGAGUUAUUUAUUGUUACUGUGGUUCAACAAAAUGCCGGAAACGACUUUUGUAACAACCUACAAACUACCUUUUUACUUCAUUUUGUUCCUUGCCAGUUUUUGUAAAGUUAAAACUCUUGUAAAAGACAACUCGGUAAUUCAGUAAUGCUUUGUUAUUAAAAGCCAUUCAGUGUUUUACCUGCAGUAAAUGGAAUCUAUACACAUUUUUCUGGUCCUCAUUAAUCAUAUUACUGUAUUUAACUGAUAUUGUCAAAAAUACAAGAGCUACAUUGCUUUCCAAU